Molecule: messenger RNA, 1023 nt
Organism: Penicillium vulpinum
Lineage: Eukaryota; Fungi; Ascomycota; Eurotiomycetes; Eurotiales; Aspergillaceae
Product: putative nucleoside-diphosphate-sugar epimerase
Exons: 3
Coding region: 1-1023 (340 amino acids)
Source: RefSeq, a predicted model, not a curated record
AUGCCUAAGGUUUUUCUGACUGGCGUAACUGGCUAUAUCGGCGGUGACGGGUUGUUUGCCCUUGCUGCCACCCAUCCUGACUGGGAAUUCUUGGCCCUCGUUCGUAGCGAGGAAAAGUCCGCCCAGGUCACCAGCAGAUACCCGCAAGUUCGGACUGUGAUUGGUGAUCUAGACUCGUCCGAGCUGAUCGAAGAGGAAGUUAAGAACGCAGAUAUUGUCUUCCACUUUGCUGAUUGCGAUCAUGUUGCCGCAGCCCAGGCCAUUGCCAAGGGCGCUCAGCACCAUACCCCUGAGCGUCCAUUAUGGCUGAUUCAUACCUCCGGCACUGGUAUCUUGACGGUCGAGGACCAGCGUGCUGGCACAUACGGCCUUGAACGCCCUAAGGAGUACAACGACUGGGAGGGUGUCAGUGAGCUGGUCAACCUUCCAUCAGAUGCCUUCCAUCGUAACGUGGAUGAGAUCAUCCUCGGAGCUGGUCAGCAGAACCCGGCCAGUGUGAAGGUCGCAGUCGUCUGCCCACCUACUAUCUAUGGCCCUGGUCGUGGCCCUGGUAAUACAAGGAGUAUCCAAGCCUACUCUCUCAGUGCUGCGGUGCUAAAGCGCAAGCAGGGCUUCCUGGUUGGAAAAGGCGAGAACAUCUGGCACCAGGUCCACGUCCAGGAUCUGAGCAAUAUCUACCUGGCUCUGGGCGAGGCAGCCUCGGUAGGAGGUGGCAAGGCUACAUGGAAUAACGAGGGUUACUAUCUCGCUGAGAAUGGGCCCUUUGUAUGGGGUGAUAUCGAGCGCGCCGUUGCGCAGUCUGCUUUUGAUAAGAAGCUUAUUCCUUCUCCUAAUGUGGAGUCUCUCGAUGGCGCUCAGACGACUGAGGUACAUUCUACUGGAGUCUAUUCCUGGGGCUCUAACUCCCGCGGCAACUCGAUCCGUGCACGCAAGCUAUUUGGGUGGACACCUGAGAAGCCUAAGUUGAUUGAUCUUGUUCCUGAGAUUGUUGAGGUUGAGGCUAAAGCUCUUGGCUUGCUGUAA